Messenger RNA from Drosophila virilis, 2139 nucleotides. Its product is annotated as P protein. NCBI's taxonomy places the organism in Eukaryota, Metazoa, Arthropoda, Insecta, Diptera, Drosophilidae. The record is from RefSeq and is a predicted model, not a curated record. Gene Ontology annotation, cellular component: membrane. Gene Ontology annotation, biological process: transmembrane transport.
AUGGCUGCUUUGGGCCAUGUUACGGCGGGCCGCCGUUCCUACACAGAUGAUUACACAGAGCUCAACGAUGAGCAGCUUCAUCGGCGUUACAUUCUAAGGCGUGUGGGCACGUUUGUCAAGAUAACAGUAUUUGUAAUCCUCUGGCUAUACUUUACAAUAUUCAUGAUCACGACAACACCGCACGAGCCACAUGAUAUGAUUGUGCCCCUACAGUCACAAAAGGCGCAACUGUCAAGGCUACGAGAAAAACCGAAUGGCGAUCAAAUCACAAUAACAUUAUCAGGUCCCGUCGAUGAGGCUUGCACAAAUAAUCCAAAAAUCGCAACCGAUACUCAGCCCCGCAUAAUUGUGACAGUGGAGAGGUUUGAUCAAUCGGCAAACAAGUCCGCUUGGAAAUCAGAUGAGUGGCAAGUCUAUCUGUUCGAUCCCCCCAGCCCAAGAGUCGGCAAAGUUAAGAAGUAUUUCACCUUGGAGGGGUGCUCCAAUAUCAGGCAAUUCAAUUUAUUUGGACGCAGCGCGCAGAUGAGAAGCGACUCCAGCAAUCUUCAGGUAUCAUUAUUGAAUCUUUAUAAGGACCCAAUGGCAUUAUAUCUGACCAUUAACUCGAAUCCGAUGAAUGCGAAUGUGGGCGUCGUGUGUGGAAUAUUGCUAUUGAUUUUCCUCUAUGUGCUUAUUAUUUGGGAUAUUACGGAUCGGACACUGGCUGCCCUCUUGGUGGCAACAGCUGCCAUUGGAGUGCUCAGCAUGCUGGAUGCUAAGCCGGAACUGAGUACGAUAAUUUCGUGGAUCGAUAUGGAGACCCUAAUGCUACUCUUUGCCAUGAUGAUAAUGGUUUCCAUGCUCGCCGAGACGGGCGUUUUUGAUUUUUUGUCCGUCUAUGCGUAUCAGAUGUCAAAGGGUAACGUUUGGAUGCUCCUAUUCUAUUUGUGCAUGUUCACGGGCUUUCUUUCCGCAUUUCUGGACAAUGUGACGAUGGUAUUGUUAAUGGUGCCAGUUACGAUACGUCUAUGUGAAUCGUUGGCAUUGAGCACCACUGUGGUGCUAAUUAGCAUUGCGAUCUUCGCCAAUAUUGGUGGCACACUGACCCCAGUCGGGGAUCCACCCAAUGUGGUUGUUGCCACCGAUCCGUAUGCGCAGACACAUGGCAUGGAUUUUGGUAAUUUUAUACUGCACAUGUUUCCCGGUGUCAUUCUGUCCAUGAUACUUGGAUUCCUUCUUCUGUAUUUUUUGGUACGAGAAAAGCUCUUUACCAGUAAUUUAUCAUCAGAGAUGCGUGCAUCCUUAGAUAAGCUUCAGAAACAGGCAAAUAGGUUAGGUAACGCCGAUACCCAAAUGUCCAAAAAUGUGGCCAAGCGUAUUGAAGCGCUGCUGGAACGUUUAAAAAAUCAGGAUAUCCAAUCAGAGAAAGUUGACUUUCAGAAAACACUAUCAGAUAUGAAGGCAAAUUGCAAAAUUAAGAAUAAGCCUCUGCUAAUCAAGUGCACCAUUGCGUUUACCUUUGCCAUUCUGAUGUUCUUUAUGCAAUCUCUGCCAGUAUUCGCAGGUGCCACACUGUGCUGGAUUGCGAUGUUGGCGGCGAUACUUCUGCUGAUCCUGGCCAAUAAGCCGGACAUUGAUGCUGUGCUGGAGGGUGUCGAGUGGGGCACUCUAAUCUUCUUUGCUGCACUCUUUGUGCUAAUGGAGUCAAUAGUUGAGCUGGGCGUGAUCGAUUGGGUGGGAGAACUGACUGUCGGCAUUAUUAUGAGUGUUGGCAAGAGUCAUCAGCUGGCGGUGAGCAUUCUGCUAAUCAUCUGGGUGAGCGCCCUCACAUCCGCCUUUGUGGACAACAUACCCAUAACAACCAUGAUGCUUAAGCUGGUUAUCAAGCUGGCGAACAAUCACGAUCUUGGUCUAUCAUUUCCACCAUUGGUUUGGUCCCUUUUAUUUGGCGCUUGUUUUGGUGGCAAUGGAACACUAAUUGGCGCUUCCGCGAACGUUGUAACUGCCGGCAUUGCCCAUCAGUAUGGCUAUCAAAUAACCUUUAAAGGUUUCUUUCUCAUCGGAUUUCCCAUAAUGAUGGCAACGGUGUUGACGGCCACCAUUUACCUUCUGAUUGCCCACUGUCUCUGCACUUGGCAUGAUCCACCAUCCUAUAAUUAG